Molecule: messenger RNA, 2056 nt
Organism: Medicago truncatula (barrel medic)
Lineage: Eukaryota; Viridiplantae; Streptophyta; Magnoliopsida; Fabales; Fabaceae
Product: protein NUCLEAR FUSION DEFECTIVE 4
Exons: 3
Coding region: 94-1707 (537 amino acids)
Cellular component (GO): membrane
Source: RefSeq, a predicted model, not a curated record
AAAUAGCAAGAGUAUGUAACACCAAGCAAAGUCAUAUAUGUUCUCUUAACCUUCAAAUUGUUCAUAGUAAUUUAUUUGUUCUAAUUAAUCACUAUGUUGUUAUUCUCUAAUAAUAAUUUUGCAGCUGAAAAAUGGCUAGGAUUUGUGACAGCCAUAUGGGUUCAAGCAAUAUGUGGAAACAAUUAUACAUUUGCAAACUAUUCAGAUGUGUUAAAGUCUCUAAUGGCUCUAACUCAGAUGCAGCUUAAUGAUCUCUCUGUUGCUAAAGAUGUUGGCAAAGCUUUUGGUAUUUUAUCAGGUCUUGUUUCUGAUCGUUGGCCAACUUCAGCUAUUCUUAUCAUUGGUGCUAUUAUGGGAUUCAUUGGUUAUGGAGCUCAAUGGCUUGUUGUUAGCCAAAGAAUAGCCCCUCUUCCUUAUUGGCUGAUGUGUAUAUUCUUGUGUAUGGGUGGAAACAGCAGCACAUGGAUGAACACAGCAGUACUUGUAACUUGCAUGAGAAACUUUCCAAAAAAUCGUGGUCCAAUUUCCGGCAUUCUAAAGGGUUAUGUAGGACUCAGCACAGCAAUCUUCACUGACAUAUGCACAGCUUUAUUUUCCUCAGACCCAUCGAAGUUUCUAUUAAUGCUCACAAUUGUUCCUGCCAUCAUUUGUCUCAUUGCUGCUAUUUUCCUUCAUGAAACUCCACCAGCUUCAACUUCCACAGAAGAAAAUAAAGAGACGCAGUUCUUCAAUGUGUUUAACUUGAUUGCAGUUACAGUAGCUGUUUAUCUCUUGGCAUUUGAUAUCUCUGGACCUCAUAAACAUGUUAUUUCAUUGGUUUUCACAGUAGGACUUUUGAUCCUAUUAGCUAUGCCACUUCUUGUUCCUUUAUAUUUGGUCGUAUUCAAAACUAGGCCUAGUGUUGACAAAGAAAAAGAGGUUCAUGAACCUUUGUUGGCACAAAAGGUUUCAGAAGAAAAGGAAGAGACACGCACCAAGGAAGAGGAAGUUGAGAUUAAAAGAAAACCGGUGAUAGGUGAAGAGCAUACAAUCAUUGAAAUGGUUAAAACUAUUGAUUUUUGGGUUUUGUUUGUAUCAUUUCUAUGUGGUGUGGGAACAGGACUAUGUGUGAUGAAUAACUUGGGACAAAUGGGACAGGCACUUGGUUACCAUGAUGUUUCUUUGUUCAUUUCAUUCAUAAGCAUUUGGGGUUUCUUUGGACGCAUUCUUUCUGGAUCACUCUCUGAAUACUACAUCAGAAAAUCAGGCAUGCCAAGGUUAGUUUGGAAUGCAGCAUCUCAAAUUCUGAUGUUUUUUGGUUACAUUGCAUUGGCAAUGGCCUUACCAGGGUCACUAUACAUUGGUUCAAUCUUAGUAGGAAUAUGUUACGGAGUUCGUCUUACUAUAACACCAGCAGCAGCUUCAGAACUAUUUGGUCUCAAAUACUAUGGUUUAUUAUACAACAUCCUCAUUCUCAACCUUCCUAUCGGUUCAUUCAUCUUUUCUGGUCUCAUUGCCGGCUACCUUUAUGAUAUUGAAGCCACCAGUGUGCCAGGAGGCGGAAACACUUGCAGUGGAGCACAUUGUUUCAUGCUUGUGUAUGUGAUUAUGGCUUUCGCUUGUGUAUUGGGGUGUGGAUUAGACCUGUUUCUUGCAUUUAGAACAAAGAAUGUAUAUUCCAAGAUACAUACAGAGAGAAAUCUUGUCAAUUCUCAAGUUCAACACUGAGAUGAUGGUGUUUCUGGACUUUUUUUCGCAUAGACUUAGGAAUUUUUUUAGAAGAGUUUUAUAGCUUAGUUAGAAGAUGAUUUCCAAUGUGUGUUAAUCAAAGGUCACGUGAAUUUGAAAAAAGUUGUGUAUGUAUCGUUAAUGUAUAUAAGAAGUAAUACAUGAGUUGUUUUUAUGCUUGUUUGGCUCUAUUGUGGGAAGCUCAAACUUGAGUUUGCAAUGGCAAACGUAGUUUCACCAUAUAUUUAUGAUGUUUGAUUUUUAUAAUGAGGAUCAAUUUAAUUUUCAGAAUUGGAAAUCAGGACUAUGUGUUAUCAAUAAGAUGGAACUAAUGAUUAGCACUUGGUUA